Prunus armeniaca (apricot) is the source of this 351-nucleotide messenger RNA. The record is from the annotation of a GenBank genome assembly. Lineage: Eukaryota; Viridiplantae; Streptophyta; Magnoliopsida; Rosales; Rosaceae.
AUGGCUUUGUACAAUCGCAAGGCAAGUGAGAGACCAAAAAAUGUGGGCUACAACUUUUCUCCUUGCGGGACCUACUUGGUUUCAAGGGCUUCAACCAAGCAUAUAGAUUUAGCUACUCGCCUCGGAGACACCAAGUCUACUCGAGCCGCAACCCUUGCUAGGCCUGCGAGGAUUGCGGCUCGGGCAGACUUGGAAUCUCCGAGGCCUGCAAGGAUUGCAGCUCGAGUAGACUUGGUUUCCCCGAGGCCUGCAAGGGUUGCGGCUCGAGUAGACUUGGUGUCUCCGAGGCCUACAAUGAUGAAAUUGACGGUAUUAAUGGAAUUGAGGAAUCAGGAAUGGGGGUACACCUAG